Hypanus sabinus (Atlantic stingray) is the source of this 4959-nucleotide messenger RNA. RefSeq names its product nucleolar transcription factor 1-like. Lineage: Eukaryota; Metazoa; Chordata; Chondrichthyes; Myliobatiformes; Dasyatidae. The coding region runs from base 294 to 2555 and encodes 753 amino acids. The transcript has 21 exons. The record is from RefSeq and is a predicted model, not a curated record.
UUCGGAAUUUUACAUCUGUAUAGAAAAUAUUUUGUUGCUUUUCUUUAAAAAAAUCAAUAACAUCCUUCACAGCAGCCGAAUACAGCGGGCUCGCUAAAGGAAAGGAAGGAACUGAUAGGAAAAAGGGGAUUGGAGACGUCGGAAAUAUCGCGAAGCAUGCCGGCUCUCAACCGGGACUAGAAGGGGUACACGCCAGCGUUGUAGAUCUGGCGAAGGUUGAGUCCCGGCUCUCCUAUUUUUGCAAGACGAAGGUGAUUGUGGACUCGACGAGUCGCGUGUUUCUGUCGAGCAGAAUGAACGGAGAGACGGCCAUGACUGGAAAUACUGAAAUAAGCGAUACUAAAGAGUGGCCAAAAGAGGAUCUCCUGGGCCUAUUGAACAGCAUGAGAAGCAUGGUUCCUACCAAUGAUGUGAUGAAAUUUAAAACAACCGAGUCACACAUGGACUGGAAUAAGGUGACCUUCUCACAUUAUACAGCAGAAAUGUGUAAACAGAAGUGGUCGGAGAUCUCACAUGAGGUGAGAAAGUUUCGCACUUUAUCAGAAUUGAUUCUUGAUGUCCAAGAAAACGUGAAAAAUCCCUAUAGAGGGAAGAAGCUCAAGAAUCAUCCGGAUUUUCCCAAAAAGCCUCUCACACCUUAUUUUCGAUUCUUCAUGGAGAAAAGAGCCAAAUAUGCAAAGCUUCAUCCUGAAAUGAGUAACCUGGACCUGACCAAAAUUCUUUCCAAGAAAUAUAAGGAGUUGCCAGAGAAGAAAAAGAUGAAAUAUAUUCAGGAGUUUCAGAAAGAGAAAGAAGAUUUUGAACAGAGCAUGGCCCGCUUCAGAGAGGAUCACCCAGAGCUACUGGAGAGUGUAAAGAGAACAGAUGUCCCAGAGAAACCUAAAACACCACAGCAGUUGUGGUAUCUUCAUGAGAAGAAGGCCUUUAUGAAGAUGCAUCCAAAGGCCACUAUGAAGGAUGUUAAAGAGGCACUGGGUAAACAGUGGUCCCAGCUGUCUGACAAGAAAAGACUCAAGUGGAUUGGCAAAAGCUUAGAGCAGCAAGAGCUGUAUGAGGAAGCUAUGAGAGAUUAUGUUUUACGUCAUCCUGAACAAAGCAUCAGUCUGGAUGAUUUGAGCAAGAAUACUCUGACCAAAGCAGAAAGACAGCUCAAGGAUAAGUUUGAUGGUCGACCCACAAAACCACCUCCAAAUGGCUAUUCUCUUUAUUGUGCUGAACUGAUGUCUAACAUGAAAGAUAUUCCCAGCACAGAACGCAUGGUUCUGUGCAGCAAGCAAUGGAAAAUGCUAUCUCAGAAAGAGAAGGAUGCGUAUCAGAAACGAUGUGAACAGAAAAAGAAAGAAUAUGAAAUUAAUCUUCAUCGGUUUUUGCUGAGCCUUCCUGAACAUGAACAGCAAAGAGUCCUGUCUGAGGAAAAGAUGAUUGGAUUAAACAAAAAAACAGCAAGCAACCUAAAGCAGGGUGGAUUUAGAGGUGUCCCUUCAUCUCCUUCAGAUGCCACAAAGACAACUACUGACAAACCAAAGCGUCCAAUCUCAGCCAUGUUUAUUUUUUCGGAAGAGAAGCGUAAGAAGUUGCAAGAGGAGGAGCCAGAACUCUCGGAAAGUGAACUGACACGAAAAUUGGCCAGAAUGUGGACUGAGCUCUCUGAAAAGAAAAAGGAAAAAUAUCGACAAAUGGAAACAGUAGCAAAGGCUGAAUCGGAACAGAAGAGACAGGGCUAUGGAAAAGAUGGAAAAGGCUCUGCUGUCCGUGGAAAACUGCCAGAGCCACCCAAGACUGCAGAAGAGAUCUGGCAACAGAAUGUGAUUGGCGAUUAUCUGGUCAAGUACAGGAAUGACCGCACUAGGGCUUUAAAAGCAAUGGAGGCAACUUGGAGUGCAAUGGAGAAAAAGGAGAAAUUAAUGUGGAUUAAAAAGGCCGCCGAGGAUCAAAAGCGAUAUGAGAAAGAACUGAGUGAAGUACGAACACCAGCUACAAAUGUGAACAAAAAAAUAAAAUUUGAGGGGGAACCAAAAAAACCACCAAUGAAUGGCUAUCAGAAAUUUUCUCAAGAACUACUUACAGGUGGUGAACUGAACCAUUUGAAUCUCAAAGAUCGGAUGGUGGAAAUUGGGAAAAGAUGGCGGAAAGUUUCUCAGGCUCAAAAGGAUCGUUAUAAAAAGAUGGCGGAAGAGCAACAAUACCAAUACAAAAUCAAUCUAGAAGCCUGGCUUAUGAGCAUAUCCCCACAAGAGAGGGCAGCAUAUAAGGAAUACACUUCAAAUAAACGCAAAGGUACUGCAAAAGUAUCCAGUUCAAAUCCCAAAAUGAAAGUCACAAUACCGCAGAAUGCAAGUGAAACGGAGGACUCUGAGGAGGAGGAUGAGAGUGAAGAAGGAAAGGCCAACUCUUCAGGUUCUGAUGAUUCUUCAGGUUCAGACAGUGAUGAAGAUACUGAAGAGGAAAAUGAUGCAGAUGAGAAUGUAGUUGAAGAUGAAGAGGAAGAAGAAAACCAAACUGACAGCAGCAGCAGUUCUUCAUCUGAAGAGUCCUCCGACUCAGAAUCUGACUGAAUUUUGCUUUGAUCUUCCUCAAACUAACAGGGGCUUAAAGCUGAGCCCUCAUGCCCAUACCAGCUUGUGGCAGAAGAAGACAUGCUAAAUUUAAUGUGAUAUAGUGAUCAUUAUCCAAUACAAUCGGUUUCUUGGAACAAAUUUUCUGGGCUUUUCUGAGUUGUUUUAAACUCCUUGAAAACUACUAAAUAUGAAAGUAAGAACGGACCAAAUGAAGAAUUAAUGGUUUUCACUGGAACAAUUAUAGUUACAAAUUAUUCAGAAAUUACUCUCCAACUGUUUGGUAAUGAGUGUUGUCAGGACCACUUAAAAAAGACUGACAUAGAAAUUUUCCGGUAUUGCUUGAAAUAAAUUUUUUUAUCAGUAGUUUAGGCACAUAAGAACAAAGUUGUAUGUUAUUAAGAGUGAAGCCACUCAGUUUUUAAAGAAAUGUUUCAUUUAUCAGGUUAUUCAUAUUUGAAUUGCCAGGCACAAAAGCUUUGAUUUUUAUUUUUUGCAGUAUUGAUUACAAUGAAGUUGGUUUCUGCCUCAUUUACAUGGAUGUAGUUCUGAUCUCUUGUACAACCUUUGUGAUUAAGGAGAACAGAAAUAUCAGGUCUUAAUAUUUCCCUUAAAUUGCCUGUUCUGUUAUUUUUAUUGCAUAAAAAUACAAAGAAUGUGCUUUAAGGGUUUUUUAUGAAUGGAAUCUUCUUAGUAAUGUCUUCUUAAUAAUGACUUAGUACAAAGUCAUUGAGAAGUUUGCACCAAAGCAUUUGCCCGUUCAUUUUAGACAGAUGGAAGAAAUCUGCUUCUGUUAUUCCCUUCCCAUUAAGAUUGCAAAUGACUCUGUUGCCUUUCUAACAUACUUCUUGCUAGUUAUUUUUCUGCAUGUUUAUUUUUUUUCUUAUAGUGCUUUAUUUAUGGAGGAUGUAACUGCAGUGGCUAAGUAGUUUGUAUCAUCUUAGUUCAUCAGUUUGAUUUGACUGUAAUGUCACAAUAUUGGUGAAAGUUAAUUUUGAUGCAGACAGCUUCAUAUUCUCAGAUUCUGUUUUGUCCAGUUUAAAUGGGAUGUACAUUAAAUCAUCGUCAAAUAUACUGAGAAGUUUUAAUAGAUAGUUUCAAGCUGGGUCUAGAAUUGUAGAAUUGAAAGAAUUUAUUCCUGAGGCCUUUAAGAGAGAAAGCGCAGAGCUGCUGAAGUCAAGUCACAGGUGUAGCCGACCUGGAUUUGGAACAUUACUAUCUCACAAAUUCAAGAUUGCACAACCAGUGGCAAGACUGUUCGUGAUUUCCUUGCACAACAGACUUGAAGAAGAAUUAUGAAUUUGGGGAUUGGGGUGGAGUUUGUUACUUAUAUACAAGAUGUUUUCUAGACCCAGAUUGAAAAGGGAGAGGCAGAAUGAGAGCUUGUGGUUUCUUCAACCAAAGCAUACCCUCUUGAAUUAAAUUGUUGCAAGUUCAAUAUAGAAUUGGUAGAGGGUGGAAGAUGGGUUGUGGUUUGGUGGAAGAAUGCUGUGCAUCUAAACCUUCCUAUUGCAGCUUAGGUUAAACUCUGGAUAUCUUUUCAGCCUGUGCACAGCUUGAGAUCAAGGUGGAUGUCAUUUUAAAGAAUACUGAAAGAGAUAGUUUGUCAUAUUUGUAUUGGAUUUGAAUGAGGAAUUAUGGUAUCUGUAUAUAAUGUUUGCAUUUUGCAACUUUACUUCCCAUCUUAUUUUCUGUUUCUUCCAGUAAGGCCUGAGGCACUGGGAGUGUGUACUGUAAGAGGUUAAAUGAGUGCAUUUUUGCACUCCAGUGAAGCUGUCCUAGUAACCCAUACAUUACUUUUAGCUUUUGUGACAUUUUGGAAAUUUUUCUAAUAUUUAAAGAUUGUUUUUUAGAAAGAAUGCCUUACUGAUUUGUAUUUGCUGAUUCUUUCAAUUAGGUGUUGGAACUACUGUAAUAUUUUAUAGGGAAAGUGUCCCUUUUGUUCAAGCAGUCAACAGCAACCAUUAAAAAAUAAGAACUCAUUUGCUAGGUGAAUAGAAUUAUUUGAACUUGCCUUGGAAAUACAGGGCCAAUGAAAAGCACAUGUACACAAAGUAGCAUAUUUUCAAUUGUCAAAGGUUUGUAUAUUUGUUAAGCUCUCCAAGGUGGAAAUAAUUGUUGAAAAUGUUGAAAUGUCAGAAGUGCUAUAAAUACAAUGUUCGUUUCAUGGCACAUCUAACUUCUGGAUCUGAGAACAUUUGAUGUGGUAGGUUUAGUGGUUAUUAAAACUGCAAUCACAUCUCUGGGCUAUUGAUCCAUUGGCAUGAAUUCAAAUAAUUAGUGUUUAAUUAAACCUUUAUUACUCUUUUUAAAAAAUGUGAUUAUCAGAUUUCCUUUAUGGUAAUUGAUUAAUAAAUGUUGCUGUGCUAAUGACAUUCAUAACUCUUUAAAUAAAAACUGAACA